Mesocestoides corti is the source of this 564-nucleotide messenger RNA. The record is from the annotation of a GenBank genome assembly. NCBI's taxonomy places the organism in Eukaryota, Metazoa, Platyhelminthes, Cestoda, Cyclophyllidea, Mesocestoididae.
AUGGAGUUUUUUUCGACAAGUGCUGGACAGGCCAAUCACACCUCAGUCGAUUUAGUGUUGAUUCUUAACAUUUCAACAAGCCCCCACGAGACGCCUUUUUCGCGGAUGAAGCAUAGACCCCCAGUCAGCGUGGACUACGAUGAGGAAGACGAGGGCAUUCAUUCUGCGUGCACAAGUUCCCCAUUGGCAGGAUUGACACACGCUACCUACCGUGUCACGGCCCACGGUAACGGCAGUGUUGAAUUCGCCGCCGACCAAGAUGAACGCUUCAAAUGUGUCAAACUAAUCAACACGUCAGGUGAUGUUUGGAACAGCGACUCUGGCGCCUCGCAUGACCCUCCCACUGACAUUGUUAUGAAGAACCAAUCUUUCAAGAUUGGCAGUAAUAUCACCUUCACAUUGAUCGAUAACGAUGGAGUGGAACAAGCAAAUUGCCAAAUUGUUCAGGAACGUGUUCGUGCCGCCGGUUCUCAUCUUCGUUCACAGUCGUCAUCGACAGAUGAGAACAUUAGUAAGGGUGCUGAAACUCCACUGAAUCAAACUACACCACCUAUCCAUAUCUAG